Messenger RNA from Sphaerodactylus townsendi, 1328 nucleotides. It is a transcript of the gene CKLF, whose product is annotated as chemokine like factor. The record is from RefSeq and is a predicted model, not a curated record. NCBI's taxonomy places the organism in Eukaryota, Metazoa, Chordata, Lepidosauria, Squamata, Sphaerodactylidae. Gene Ontology annotation, cellular component: membrane. The transcript is spliced from 4 exons. The coding region runs from base 27 to 836 and encodes 269 amino acids.
GAUAUGUCACGCCCAUCUGACGAAAAAUGCAGUUAGCCCUCAGGGAGCUAUUGGACUGUUCCGUUUUGCUAAACAAACCAGGUGGCUUCCCCUUUUGCAACAGAACAGCCCAAGUAAGAUCAGUCAGAGUGAAGGGGUCGAGUGAAAAAGUAACCGAGUGGAUCACCCUGCAGCAGCCCGGCGGGAGCCAACGCCUGUCGUCCUGCGGCGGGUGGGACCCCCGGGGCUCCCCAAACCAGGCGUCGUCGUGUGCCCUCCGUGCCCAAAGACGUGCGCCCUCGGGGCACCGGAGCCGCGGGACGAAGCGGGAUCCUUGCGGGCAGCUGAGGGCACCAACGGGCACCCUUUCCGGCGCCGCCCACUCGGCCUCCUUCCCCGCAGGAGCCCACCAUGGCGAAGAUGGAGGUGGACGCCAAGUUCGUGAGCUCCGUCCGGGGAGGCCUCAAGAUCGGCCGCAUGGUUUUAGCCCUCCAUGGCCGUUCAUCCACUUUGCAUGGCUUUGUAGCCGCAUUGAGGAGGGUCAUGAAGCAUUUGUCACCCUUGUGAUAAUGGAAUUUGUCAUUACUGGAUUGUUCUUUUGUCUGUAUCUGCUGGGACUGCAAAAAAAGCUGCAGUUCUUCUUUUGGCCCUUAGCUGAUGCUUUCAACAGCCUUGUGGCAGCACUGUUCUUCAUCAUUGUGGGUCUGUGCGCAACAGUAAUCAAGACAAACACUGGGACUUUAGUCGGAGGAGUGUUUUGUCUGCUGCUGUUUGUUCUUUCGAUAGCAGAUGCCAUUGUCCUCUUGAAAAUGAUUACCUUUAACAAGGAUGCAAGAAGGAAUCCUACUCGCACGUAGAAUGACCAGCUAAAAACCGAGAAAGCCUGUGGAGCAGCAGACUUUUUGGGUUACAAUCUGCUACGUAUUUUUCUUUAAAAAAAAUUAAAAUCAGGGCAGGAUCCGGCACGUCAAGUACUUUUUAAGUCCCACCAAUUUGAACUGGAGGAAUCUAAGUAUGUUCUUAUCUCUCUGACUGAAACCGAGGGGACAUAAAGAGGCUCUUUGCUUUGCUUUGGCUGGAUUGUGUCUUCACGUUUUGAAUUUAUUUCUCUGGGAAUUUUUUUUGUGCACUUUUCAGAUUUGUUCACUUUGUUGAGCCAGUAUGGUCAAUGUUUAAAGUAGAAAAGGGCCUGUAAAUUUUAUAAAGUAUCUGUUCUUUGUAGAUACCAUUUAAUAUCUGUAAGUGUUUGUUAGCUGCAGUUCUAACCAAUGUUAAAUGUCAGAUGACUGUAAGUUUCCGCAGUGGUUUAAAUGCUAAACAUUUUAAUUAAAAGCCUUCAGCUAGAAAAA